GGUAAGUCCUUAUGGCUUAAAUGGCACGCUAACAGGCCAGGCAUACAAGAUGUCAGACCCAGCCACCCGUAAGCUGAUCGAGGAAUGGCAGUAUUUCUAUCCCAUGGUGCUGAAAAAGAAAGAAGAAUUGAAAGAGGAAGAGGAGUUGGGAUACAACGAUGAUUUCCCUGUGGCUGUCGAAGUAAUUGUUGGUGGUGUUCGGAUGGUUUAUCCUUCGGCAUUUGUUUUGAUCUCUCAGAAUGACAUCCCAGUUCCUCAGAGUGUUGCUGGUGCUGGAGGCCAUAUUACAGUGGGGCAGCAGGGACUUGGUAGUGUGAAGGACCCAAGUAACUGUGGGAUGCCACUUACCCCUCCCACUUCUCCAGAACAGGCCAUCAUAGGGGACAGUGGAGGUACGCAGAGUGCUGUCAGUCACCUAGGCUCCCAAGACGGGGGGAUGAUAACUAUGCACAGUCCAAAGAGAUCGGGGAAGAUUCCUCCAAAACUCCACAAUCAUAUGGUCCAUCGAGUCUGGAAGGAAUGCAUCCUCAACAGAACCCAGUCCAAGAGGAGCCAAAUGUCAACUCCAACUCUUGAAGAAGAGCCUGCUAAUAAUCCUGCUACUUGGGAUUUUGUGGAUCCAACCCAAAGAGUCAGCUGUUCCUGUUCUAGGCAUAAACUUUUAAAACGUUGUGCAGUAGGACCCAAUCGACCUCCCGCAAUAUCUCAACCAGGGUUCAGUGCAGGACCAUCAUCAUCAUCUUCUUUACCACCUCCUGCGUCUAAGCACAAAACAACAGAAAGACCAGAAAAGGGAGACAAAUUGCAAAAGAGACCCUUGAUACCAUUUCACCAUAGGCCCUCUGUGGCUGACGAGUUCUGUGUGGAGCAGGACACACCAGGACAGAAGCUAGGAUUGGGAGGGAUAGACUCCUCCUUAGAGGUGUCUAGCAGUAGGAAGUAUGAUAAACAAAUGGCCGUGCCUUCCAGAAAUACAAGCAAGCAAAUGAAUCUGAAUCCUAUGGAUUCACCUCAUUCCCCUAUUUCCCCUCUGCCGCCAACACUCAGCCCUCAACCGCGAGGUCAGGAAACAGAGAGUUUGGAUCCGCCAUCUGUUCCUGUGAACCCAGCCCUCUAUGGAAAUGGGCUAGAACUCCAGCAGUUGUCGACUCUGGAUGACAGAACUGUCCUCGUAGGCCAAAGACUGCCUCUGAUGGCAGAGGUCAGCGAGACAGCCUUAUAUUGUGGGGUUAGGCCCUCGAACCCUGAGUCAUCAGACAAGUGGUGGCACAGUUAUCGCCUCCCCCGCAUUGAUGAUGCUGAGUUCCGGCCCCCAGAGCUCCAGGGUGACAGAUGUGAUGCCAAAAUGGAGGUAAACUCAGAGAGCACUGCGUUGCAAAGACUCUUAGCACAACCUAACAAACGGUUUAAAAUCUGGCAAGAAAAGCAGCCCCAGAUGCAGCCACUCCACUUCCUUGACCCAUUGCCUCUAGCUCAACAACCUGGAGACAGUUUGGGAGAAGUCAAUGAUCCAUAUACCUUUGAGGAUGGCGACAUAAAAUACAUCUUUACAGCAAACAAGAAAUGCAAACAAGGGACGGAGAAGGAUUCCCUGAAAAAGAAUAAGUCAGAGGAUGGAUUUGGUACCAAGGAUGUCACUACACCAGGUCAUUCCACGCCGGUGCCUGAUGGGAAAAAUGCCAUGUCUAUUUUCAGUUCUGCUACUAAAACAGAUGUCCGGCAGGAUAAUGCUGCUGGCAGAGCUGGCUCCAGUAGCCUUACACAGGUGACAGAUCUGGCACCUUCCCUGCAUGACUUAGACAACAUCUUUGAUAAUUCCGAUGAUGACGAACUUGGGGCUGUGUCACCUGCACUGCGUUCAUCAAAAAUGCCUACAGUUGGGGCAGAAGACCGACCUCUUGGGAAGGAUGGAAGAGCUGCUGUUCCUUAUCCACCAACAGUUGCAGACUUGCAAAGGAUGUUCCCCACUCCUCCUUCCUUGGAACAGCACCCUGCAUUUUCUCCUGUAAUGAAUUAUAAAGAUGGAAUCAGUUCAGAGACAGUGACAGCAUUAGGCAUGAUGGAGAGCCCUAUGGUCAGUAUGGUUUCAACACAGCUCACUGAAUUCAAAAUGGAAGUAGAAGAUGGAUUAGGAAGUCCUAAACCAGAGGAAGUAAAGGACUUCUCAUAUGUGCACAAAGCUCCCACCUUCCAGCCUUUCGUGGGGUCUUCCACGUUUGCUCCGCUGAAGAUGUUGCCGAGCCAGUGCCUGCUACCUCUGAAGAUACCUGAUGCCUGUUUGUUUCGGCCUUCAUGGGCAAUCCCUCCUAAAAUCGAACAACUGCCCAUGCCACCUGCAGCCAUUUUCAAUCGAGAUGGCUACAAUAACGUGCCUAGUGUCGGGAGCCUAGCAGAUCCGGACUAUCUGAAUACACCACAGAUGAACACACCAGUGACGUUGAACAGCGCUGCCCCAGCCAGCAACAGUGGAGCAGGAGUUUUGCCAUCUCCAGCAACCCCUCGCUUCUCUGUCCCCACACCACGAACCCCCAGGACCCCAAGAACUCCCAGAGGUGGGGGCACUGCCAGUGGGCAAGGGUCGGUUAAAUAUGAUAGCACCGAUCAGGGGUCACCAGCCUCUACCCCCUCUACCACGCGGCCCCUUAACUCUGUGGAGCCUGCCACCAUGCAGCCAAUUCCUGAAGCCCACAGUCUCUACGUCACCUUGAUUCUCUCCGAUUCUGUGAUGAAUAUCUUUAAAGACAGGAACUUUGACAGCUGUUGCAUCUGUGCCUGCAACAUGAACAUCAAAGGGGCGGACGUUGGGCUUUACAUCCCCGAUUCUUCCAACGAGGACCAGUAUCGCUGUACCUGUGGGUUCAGUGCGAUUAUGAAUCGCAGGCUUGGCUACAAUUCAGGACUCUUCCUGGAAGAUGAGUUGGAUAUUUUUGGGAAGAAUUCUGAUAUUGGUCAGGCUGCGGAGAGGCGUUUAAUGAUGUGUCAGACUACCUUCCUUCCUCAGAUGGAGGGAGCCCGAAAGUCCCAGGAGCCACCUAUAAGCCUUCUCCUCCUCCUCCAGAAUCAACACACACAACCUUUUGCGUCACUGAGUUUCCUGGACUACAUUUCCUCUAACAGUCGCCAGACUCUUCCCUGUGUAAGCUGGAGUUACGACCGGGUGCAGGCAGAUAAUAAUGAUUACUGGACGGAAUGCUUUAAUGCCUUGGAGCAGGGCCGACAGUAUGUGGAUAAUCCCACGGGUGGAAAAGUGGAUGAAGCUCUGGUGAGAAGUGCCACUGUGCACUCUUGGCCUCAUAGCAACGUGCUAGACAUCAGCAUGCUCUCCUCCCAGGAUGUGGUCCGCAUGCUGUUGUCGCUGCAGCCCUUUCUCCAAGAUGCCAUCCAAAAGAAGCGCACGGGCAGGACCUGGGAGAACAUCCAGCAUGUGCAGGGACCGCUAACCUGGCAGCAGUUCCACAAAAUGGCAGGACGGGGAACCUAUGGUUCAGAAGAGUCUCCUGAGCCAUUGCCCAUUCCCACUCUGCUGGUAGGCUGUGACAAAGACUUCCUCACCAUCUCACCAUUCUCUUUGCCAUUUUGGGAGAGGCUAUUGUUGGACCCAUAUGGGGGCCACCGUGAUGUUGCCUAUAUUGUGGUGUGUCCAGAAAAUGAGGCCUUGCUCGAAGGAGCCAAAACUUUCUUCAGGGACUUGAGCGCUGUAUAUGAGAUGUGUAGGCUUGGGCAGCACAAGCCCAUCUGCAAAGUGCUAAGAGAUGGGAUCAUGCGCGUGGGAAAGACCGUGGCACAGAAGCUGACUGACGAGCUUGUGAGCGAGUGGUUCAACCAGCCGUGGAGCAGUGAGGAGAAUGACAAUCAUUCCAGACUCAAACUUUAUGCGCAAGUUUGCCGCCAUCACCUAGCACCUUAUCUAGCCACUCUGCAGCUCGACAGCAGCCUGUUGAUACCACCUAAGUACCAGUCCCCACCAGCAGCAGCACAGGGACAAGCUACACCUGGGAACACAGGGCCACUAGCUUCAAAUUCAGGAUCAGCAGCGCCCUCGGCUGGCAGUGCAUUCAAUCCCACCUCUAACAGCACUUCUGGGAACCCUGCGGCAAGUAGCUCCGCAUCUGGUUCCUCUGUGCCACCCGUCUCGUCCUCUGCCCCUGCUGCCGUUGUUAACCAGGCCAGCACUACCUCUUCUUCAGGGUUCAGUGCUAGUGUUGGAGGGCAGAACCCCAGCACUGGGGCCAGUUCCGCAGACAGAACGCAAGGGAACAUGGGCUGUGGUGGAGACACUGAGCCUGGGCAGAGCUCCUCUCAGUCCUCGCAGGAUGGACAAGAAAGUGUCACAGAACGAGAGAGAAUAGGAAUUCCCACUGAGCCUGACUCUGCAGACAGCCAGGCCUAUCCUCCAGCUGUUGUCAUUUACAUGGUGGACCCCUUCACUUACACUGCAGAUGAAGACUCUACUUCCGGAAACUUUUGGCUGUUGAGUUUGAUGCGCUGCUACACAGAGAUGCUGGAUAAUUUACCUGAGCAUAUGAGAAAUUCUUUCAUUCUCCAGAUUGUGCCUUGCCAGUACAUGCUGCAGACAAUGAAGGACGAACAAGUUUUCUACAUUCAAUACUUGAAGUCCAUGGCAUUUUCAGUGUACUGCCAGUGCCGGCGACCUCUGCCCACACAGAUCCACAUUAAGUCCCUCACAGGAUUCGGGCCUGCCGCCAGCAUCGAGAUGACCCUCAAGAACCCAGAGCGACCCAGCCCAAUCCAGCUUUAUUCCCCUCCUUUUAUAUUGGCCCCAAUCAAAGACAAGCAGACGGAGCUGGGAGAGACAUUUGGAGAGGCGAGCCAGAAAUACAACGUGCUCUUUGUGGGCUACUGUCUGUCUCAUGACCAGCGCUGGCUUUUGGCUUCCUGCACUGACCUCCAUGGGGAAUUAUUAGAAACUUGUAUUGUAAAUAUUGCUUUACCAAACAGAUCACGGAGGAGUAAAGUAUCUGCACGUAAAAUUGGACUACAGAAGUUAUGGGAGUGGUGCAUAGGUAUUGUCCAAAUGACAUCUCUACCCUGGAGAGUUGUAAUCGGCCGACUUGGGCGGCUUGGCCAUGGGGAGCUUAAAGAUUGGAGUAUCCUCCUUGGAGAAUGUUCACUACAGACAAUCAGCAAACGGCUCAAGGACGUGUGCCGGAUGUGUGGGAUCUCUGCCGCAGACUCUCCUUCAAUCCUUAGUGCCUGCCUGGUUGCCAUGGAGCCCCAGGGGUCCUUCGUAGUGAUGCCAGAUGCCGUCACGAUGGGCUCUGUUUUUGGCCGAAGUACCGCUCUGAACAUGCAGUCAUCUCAGCUGAACACCCCUCAAGAUGCUUCCUGUACGCACAUCUUGGUGUUCCCAACAUCAUCAACCAUCCAGGUGGCUCCAGCCAACUAUCCCAAUGAAGAUGGGUUUAGCCCCAAUAAUGAUGACAUGUUUGUUGACCUUCCAUUCCCAGAUGAUAUGGACAAUGAUAUUGGCAUAUUAAUGACUGGGAACCUCCAUUCCUCUCCCAACUCCUCCCCAGUUCCUUCCCCAGGCUCUCCUUCUGGAAUUGGUGUGGGCUCUCACUUCCAGCACAGUCGGAGUCAGGGCGAACGUCUUCUCUCUAGAGAGGCACCUGAGGAGCUAAAGCAGCAGCCUCUGGCCCUCGGGUAUUUUGUAUCAACUGCCAAAGCGGAGAAUCUCCCGCAGUGGUUUUGGUCAUCGUGUCCGCAGGCUCAGAACCAGUGCCCCCUCUUCCUAAAGGCUUCGCUGCAUCACCACAUUUCUGUAGCACAGACGGACGAACUUCUCCCUGCCAGGAAUUCUCAGCGGGUUCCACAUCCUCUUGACUCCAAAACCACAUCUGAUGUUUUAAGGUUUGUUUUGGAGCAGUACAACGCUCUGUCCUGGCUCACGUGCAAUCCGGCCACCCAGGACCGCACCUCCUGCCUUCCCGUCCACUUUGUGGUGCUCACUCAGUUGUACAACGCCAUCAUGAAUAUACUUUAAUUGGAAAAGCACUUGUUCUCUCUGGCUCAGUUCCUCCUUCUUGCAGCCUCAUCCGAGGAGCCUGCUCCACUCUGCAAAUGCCCCACGUCCUCUUCUUGAGACCACGCUCUACAAUCCUGCACUGUGAUUACUCCUCUGCAGUGCUCAUUACCAGAGGGAUUCACUGACACUUCUCUCGUGGACCUGGAGACUUCCAUAAGCAGUGACUUUUAGCCAGGGUUAUGGUGUGUGCAGCCCCAAACCACUGGUCCACAGGAAGUUUUUUUGUUGUUGGUUUUUAAGAGGGAAACAGAAGAGACAGUAUCCUUUUGCACAAGAGUCUGUGUUUCCAGUCUCUGUUUAAAAACAAGGGCAGUUUAGCCCUUUUGGAUGAAAUCCUCUAGUUAUUGGUGUAUGGCCUGUGGGUUAACCGAACUCCAUAAUCUGGGACUUUUUAAAGAUAAGAACCAGGUCAAGUAUAUGACUUCAUAAUGGGGUUUCUGUCUCCCUAGUGCUCCCAUCUAGAUCGGCAUGAAUGCUUUGGUUGACUUCAUACCUGUGUGUAGAUACAAAAGGUCUGGAGGCAUCUUCAUUUUGUUUAUUUAUUUUAAGUUGUUUUGUCAUGUUUUUUGUGACUUUUUAAUUUUUUUUUUUUUAAUCCAUGAGGACCAGGUACAGUAGCUGAAACCCAACUCAGAUCCACCAUAGGAUUCUUUGACUACAUACCUCUGUCCUAGAAGCCGGAAAAGGAGUGAAAACAGAUUGGGGAGAUAUGCCUAAAAAGUAAUAUAUUCAAAACCACCCAGCAGUAGGCUUUACUAAGAACAAACUGGGUAAACAUUCUGCCAUGUUUCUUAUUAAAAGUGGCCAGCGUUUCAUGAAGGAUAACAUUUUUAUACAGAAGGCAGUCAAGCUCAACCCAGAGCCAUGGAGGCAAGUACCUUCAUUAGUUUUAUAUAGUCACAACGGAAAUAUAUUUUCUAGUGAAUUCUUACUGAAAGCCAGGUCUCUCCUCUCAUUAGCUCAAAAGGGACUCAUGUACAUAUCAUAAUUGAAAGUGUUUGCUCAUAAAAUCAGUUAUAAAUAUGGUGACUUUUUUCUGGACCAUAGGAAUAUUAUUUCAAAGAAAUAUUACAACUUAACCAUUAAAUUAGUACUUGAAGUUGAGCCUUUGUGGUGGGACUUUUUUUAAAAAAAAAAAAAUAAUGCCUUUUUAAAGCAUUAAUGGCUAAUUGAAGUAUUUUAUGACUCCUCAUUCCAGGCCCAAGAGGGUUGUCUUUAAGACCCCGUUUCUGACCCUGAUGUCGCAGCGUAUUUCUGUCUGAGGGCAGUGGGCGUGGGCUUGCCUCCCGCAAGCCACUCUGGUCAGGCUGUUAAGCUCUAGUCAUCUGUGGAGAGAAUCAUGCAAAUUUUAAAGUUCUUCCAAGAGACUUCCAUAUCCUGGUUAUUAACAAAAAACAAAACAAAACAAAAAAAAAAAACAAAAAAAAGGAAAAAUGUAAUAACUGAUAUGAUUUUGUAAAAGUAUUUUUCUUGAAAUAAUCUAACGUUUAAAACAUUAUAUUAAAAAAAGUUGUGUGGUGGGAAUAUGUAAGCAGAGAAGUAACUUGUAAAUGGAUAAUUUUAUUCUCUGUGCCACCAAUGGGGGGGGGUGACUUUCGCAAUGUAUAGGUUAAAAAAAUCUGAUAUAUCACACCAUUUGUAUCUAAUAUGUACAGUGUAAAAUUGACUUUAAAAAUAUUGCAGUGCUAUUUUUUCUUAAUCAGAAAGGAAAAUUCUCAAGGCCUUUUGAAGAGCAUAAGAUGAUGAAGAUUGUAAACUUGUAUAAAGUUAUCUUGGUGAGAAGACAAAUUGUAAAGUAGAUAUUUGUAAUCUUUUACCACUUUGGGGUUGCUUUUUUUCCCAGAAUUCAUCAGAACUUUGAAUUUUUUUUUUAAUAUGGGCUGUUUUUAAUGCAGGGGCUUUUCUUCCCUAGAAACCCAAUUCUAAGCAAAAAAAGAAAAAAAAACACAAAAAACAAAAACCCCUACAAAAAUUAAAAAAAAAAAAGGCAGCAAAGGGUAGUUUUCAUCUGGUGUCUUUUAUUUAAGUUUUUUAAGUUAAGAAAAGCUGGUGACAUAUUUAUACGUUUUUGUGCAAAAAUAAAUGAAUGGCAAUAGAUUUUAAAAAAUCUUAUUAUGUACUUCUGUGUGAAAAAGUCUGUAUAAUAUUUCCCUUAAAUAUGCAUUAUUUUACUUGUGAGUUUUUUACUGAAUUAAUCUGAAAUGUACAAGCCCUGGAUUUGCUACAGAGUGAGAAGUUAUUUUAUUUUUUUUUUUUAUUUUUAAUUUUGGAAAUUCUGCAGAAAUCAGAACUCUUACCAUGGUUUGAACUAAAAAGGGGAAGCGGGGAAGGGAGAGGGUGGGAUUGUGCAGCAUGCUUGUAUGUAUAUUUCAGAACCUUUUUUAAAUGUAAAAGCUGUACAUUUCUGGGAAGUUCUGAAUUUCUUUUGUUUCCUUUUUUCCUUCAAGCAUUUUGCAGUGAGCUUCUUUUAUAUAUAGCAAACAAUUUGAAAGAAUACAAAAAUAUGUGAAGUUCAUUUAAAACUACAGUAUAGCGCUGGUACAGUACACUAAAGACUUUGAUAAAAAGAAACAAUACUAAAAGGCCUCCAUUUUAAAUGUCAUUCAUAUAUACCUUGUGAAUGAGAGCUAUAUACUUUUACACACUUUUUUAGAGGAAUAAAUUAUUGAAUUACUGAAACUUUGAGUGGCUUUUUUCCCCUCCCAUCCUGUCUUUGUAACAAAAUGAUCCACACCUGUUCAGAAGGUGUAUGUGUAAUGGAUUGAACAUUCCUUGGCUAGGAGCCAGGCUCUACCUUCCAGAGUAAGAUGGACGUAGGACUUUACUGCGGUAACCCCCCCUAACCAACAGUUGUUCUCAGAUGGUGUUCUCAUACUCCAGGGUAUUACUGCAUUCCUACAUUCGUGUUGAGAGCCUACAUACACGAUGUUGAAGUAGGAGCCCUGGUGGUUAGUUCUGUAACUGUUCGGAGUAGAUCAGAUCUGUGACCCACAGAUGAUGGUCAAUCCUAGAACAAAUUAUAAGUCUGUUUUCCACUUCCUUUCUCUUCACGAUCUGGGCCAGUUUCUCUUUGAUAUUCCUUAGAAAUAGCAGAUCUCUCUUUGCUCUCUGCCCUGUUCACAGGCUGGUGACAGUAGAAUGCUAUCUAAUCCAGCAGGUGCAUGCAGGGCGCUGGUUGACUGCACAGCCGCCACUGUGUCCUCCUUCUUGGGUCCAUCCACUAGGGAGAACCACAGGCUCUCAGGGGCAGAAUCUUGCUCAAAUGGGAGACCCCAGGACUUGGCAGAGCUUACAAAGUUUGACUAAAUGUUGAAAGAGCUUGCUUUUAACCUUCCUCCAUCCAUUUAGAAAUAGCAUUGUUCUGAAUUUAACAUUGUUAGAGCCUAGAGGGAAAGCUGCUGAGACUGCUCGGCCUCUGUUACUUUAUCUGCCAACGAAGGACGGGCGUGAGUCUGAGAAAUACUUUGCAAAUGGCAAUGCUGUGACCAUGUUAUUGUAGUUGUACCAUUGAAGAAGGUGGACAGCGAGGCCACGUUUCGGUUAGAAGACCACUCCCGUCUCUGCCUCCCCAGUCACCACGGCACAGUUUGUAAUGCUGCUGGCCAAAAGCAUUAUAAAAGAACCACACACGCCCCAGAUCCAUUGUAAUCAGGUCAGUCCAGUGAUACCUGUGUCCCCUUAAUAAGCAGAAUUAGAUGAUAAUUUUUACAAGCGUUCAUUAGCUUAGAUACUUAACUCCUACAUUGGGUGGGACUUGAUCCAGUAGUUUGUGAAUGUUGUUUUCAUAACCACUGGCUGCACCAAUUUGGCAACCGCAGCCAAACCUCUUUGAGGCAGGAAAAGUUAUUUGUUGAGUGCAUUUAGACAUUUUGCAAAUCAGGUGAAGAAAAAUCUGACCGGCGCUCAGGAACCAUCAGCCUCCAGCCAUUUGCUUUGCUCCAAUUCCACGCCACUUCCUGUUCCCACUGUUCAGGAAGGUGUGGGGGAGGAUUUGUUCCCAACAGUUAUCAAAGAGCUAAAAAAAUACAUUUUUUUGGGUAAAAAGUGCAAUUUGUCAGUAGAAGAUUUUAAAAGCAGACUUCUCAUAAGACUGCUGAAGCAGAAGCCACAUACUGAAACUUGUCCUUGCCACUUGUCCUUAACAAAACACAAGCCAUGACGUAAAGAACAUAUUUUUUUCACUUUUGAAUCUACCACAUGCUAAAAUCCGAUCAAAAUGCAAUUUUAAUGUAUCGCCAUGUUAUCUUGUUGUUAAACGAUUUGCUUGUUUACAUCCCCUUGACAACAAGUUCACUUCGACAGUAAUUACUUAAUGCCAUUAAUACCUAACGAGACACCAUUAGAAAAUUCUGUUGUGCCGGGUCACUGUGUGGUUGUAACGAAUGCCCUGGGCAUCUUACUCUACUUGGAACCAGACCUACCAGUCCUCUGCUACUGCAAUUGAAAAUUUCAGUUCAAGUUUAAAAAAAAAAAAAUAUUUUUUUGACCCUUCCUGCUUCUGCCUAAACUCCAAAGUAAUGAAGCAGAUAAGAAAUAGAAGUUGAUGAGGAAGAAAGUUUAAUCUCCAGGAUGGAGCUUGGGUAAGACUGAAGUAUUGAUUUUUCUCUGUAAAAGGUUAUUUCCUCAAUAAACAUUAGUUACCAGGAAGGCACAGACAACAUGAGGGUCAGUGUCACUUUUUUUUUUAAACAAGCAGGGGAGUGAGAAAAAGCACAUGUUUUGUUUUAAUCAUCUACUAAAAUCUGCAUUUGUCUGGGCUGUUACUCCAUGCUGUUCACUUCUAGGCGUCAAAGCAAAUCUGUCUUAAGAGCAAUUAGUAUCACCCCCUACUCAGAACAGGCAGACCACGUACAAAUGAGCCGCACGUGGUGUGUCCUGCCUGCUGCUGCCUAUUUUAUGCCUUCAUUGCCCUGUUAGUAGAUACGGCACAUUGCCAUCUACCUGUUUCAGAAAGCCGGACAACCUUCAGGAAAAUCAGCCACACCAGAGCUAAGAGGAGAAGGCUAACACAAGGCAAAGUGUGUGCUCUGGGGGAAAAUCAGUUUAAUUUAACCUAUAAAAUAGUGCUUGUCUUAUUUAAUUUGAGCUUGAAUAUCUUUCAGUAAACAUUUUGUCAGUUAGCUUCUCUCUUUUAAAUCUUUGUUCACUUAGAGGUCUUGAGGUUCUUAGUAAAUUUAUAUGCCUUGUUUACAUAAAUAACUUCCUGUCUACUGUCAUGCAUGUGAGUUCUCAUUCUGGAAGAAAUAAUGGUCACAUAUACACAUGUACACCAAUUUUUGUUCCUGUUGAUAGAUCUCUCCACAAAGCUUAGAGAGGUUAUUUCCCUUGUCAGGUCUAGGGAGGUCAGGUGUGCCUCCCAGGAUGAAACUGAUGACCUUCUAGUCAGUUUUUUGGGACACAGGAGCAUUGACCUUACAUGACAACUGUGUUGGGCUGAGAGUAGGCACCCAGGAAACGUUAGCCAAACACAGACUCUUGAAAGAGUGGAAUCCACCUCAAAAAUUGGAAAUAAUUUAGAAGCAAAUUCACCACAUCUCGCUGCCUUUUUGGAGAGCAGAAAAUAUAUAUAUUAGAAAAUGCAGGAAUUUUUUUUUUUGGUGGUUGAUUUAGGUUUUCUAUUUCCUCUGUCAAUUUUGGUAAUUUGGAUUUUUAUAGGGGAAAAAAAUUGAGUUUUCCUAAUGUAUUAGUAUGCAAUUGUGCAGAGUACUCCCUUAAUCCUGAAUGUGUUAUUUUUGGUCACAUAUGUUCCUUCUCAUUUCUAACAAUAUUGACGCAGUUUCUUUCCUUGAUUUAUUUUCUAGCAGGGUGCUGUUUCUUUGUUUUAAUUUUUUCCCAAAGAAACAGCUCAUGGAUUUAACAAUUCUGCUGUUUUUAUCCUGGCUUUUAUCUUGCUGUUCCUUUUCCCAGUUUCCUUAAGGGUUUGUUUCAUUUUCCUUGAAUCUUAAUUGCCUGCUUAGUUAAUUUAUUUUCACUUUUGAUGACACAGGCAUUUAGAGCCCGGGGCCUUCUGGAUGCAGGUGGCCCUGCUCAGAUGAUACACAUAAGUCUUCAUGUGAGUGCCUUUGUCUAGGGAGAGGGUCUGUUGCAUCCCCUUCUCAGAGGUGUCUGACUCGAAAGGGGUAAAAUGACUGAUCCGGGACUGUGGUAAAACGGAUUACAUCCUGCAGGUGUUGAUGUUUUAGCAUUUCAUUCUUAUUUUUAGACUUUUAGUUCUUCAUUUCCUUUUUUUUUAAUAAAGGAAAGUUCCCUUCGAAUUUAAAGUCUCUUGGACUCUAAUUUUCUCUUACUACAAUGUGAUCUAGUUUUGAUCGGUUCUUGCAAACAUUCUCUGGAACCUUCAGAACAAGGUGUGUCCUGUUGGGCAGUACUGUCCCAUAGAAAUACGAUGUGAGUCAGAAAUGUAAUUCUCUAUUUUAGUAGCCACAUAAAAAGGUAAAAAGGUGAGAUUAAUUUUAAUAAUAUAUCUCAUUUAACCUACUAUGUCCAGGUUCUUAUAUUUCAAUAUAAAAUCUUACAAGAAUUGUCAGAUAUUCAGCAUUUUUAUUUUUGCACUGAGUAUUCAAAAUCCAGUAUUUAUUGUACAUUUACAGCAUAUCUAAAUCUGGAAGCUAAAUUUUCGAUGGUUAAAGAGUAAAAUGUAGUUCUACCAAAUAAUAAAGUUGCAUUUAAUAGGAAAAAAAAAUUUUAUACCGCAUCCCUAUUUAUUAAAUUUUAAUUGAAUGUUAAUUAAAAUUAGUUCAAUUAACAUUCAAUUAAAAUUUAAAAAUUAGUUCCUCAGCCAGGCUUACUGCAUUUCAGAGUGUUAGACACAUAGGCAUCCUUCUGGAAGUGUGGCGCCAGGCAUUAAGAUUUGAAACCAAUUAAUUCUAUCUUGGGUGUAUUUUCUCUUUCUUCUACACCCCUGUCAAGACCUCAGACUCUGUCCUAGGUAGGUAGCAGGAGUUAAAAUUUCCCACGGCGAUUUUGGGCUGUCCUUUUUUCUUUUGUACUACGUUAUUGGUGCAUAAAGGUUUAUGAUGUAUUUUGUUACGUAAUUUAUCUCUGUAUCCUGACCCUUCCUAAUACUUUUUGCUUUAAAUUAUCUUUUGAUAUUAAUUUUGCCACUCCUGUUUCCUUUUAUUAGAAUCCUGGUGUUAUAUCUUUGACCAACCAUUUAUUUUGAACCUUUGUCAUUUUGUGUUAGGUGUUCUUCAUACACAUUGUUGCAUUUUAUUUCUUAACAGAAUAAUCAUUUCAUUUCAAUAGGGUGAUUUUUACCAUUUGCAUUUCCUGUUCUGUGUUAUAUUUUGACUUGUCAGCCAAUUCUUAUGAAAAUACACAUAUUUA
This is a messenger RNA of Enhydra lutris kenyoni (northern sea otter), 13372 nucleotides long. It is a transcript of the gene MED13L, whose product is annotated as mediator complex subunit 13 like. The coding region runs from base 50 to 6004 and encodes 1984 amino acids. Gene Ontology annotation, cellular component: mediator complex. Gene Ontology annotation, molecular function: transcription coregulator activity. The record is from RefSeq and is a predicted model, not a curated record. Gene Ontology annotation, biological process: regulation of transcription by RNA polymerase II. NCBI's taxonomy places the organism in Eukaryota, Metazoa, Chordata, Mammalia, Carnivora, Mustelidae. The transcript is spliced from 26 exons.